AAACAUUUAAAUAAUUGACACACAGCUGAUUUAUGUUGGGUAAAUUGGGCCAACCACAGCUGAUUCCAGUCUGGCUUAGUGGCAGGGUUUUUUUCUUCUAUUACAUUGACACAUAUAUAAAAGGAGGACUUUGAGGAGUGAUGUGUUUGGAAACAGAAACAGAAAAAGACAAACACUGUAAUGUCUGGACGAGGAAGAGUAAGAGCAAGGGGCCCAGGGAGAAGAGCAGGCCCAGUGAGAGGUGCAGGAGCAAGGAGAGAUGCAGGAGCAGUGAGAGGAGCAGGACCAGGGAGAGGAGCAGGCCCAAGGAGAGGGCAAGGUAGAGGUGUAAGAAUGCGUGGUGGUGGCAUUCCAAGGGCUCCAAGAACAGUAGUCAGUGAUGAAAUUCGUGCCACUAUCAUUGACCAUGUAAUCAACCACGGUCUUUCACUAAGAGAGGCUGGUGAAAGAGUGCAGCCCAAUUUGAGGCGGUCAACGGUUGCUUCCAUUAUACGCAUCUUUCAACAAACCAACAGAAUGCAACGUCUUCCACCCUCUGGGGGAAGAGGAAAGCUCCUCAGUAAUGAUCAAGAGCUUGCCAUUGUAGAAAUAGUUGUUGCAAACAAUGCAAUAAAACUGCGUGAAAUUCAGACUAGAAUUGUGGAGGACCAUGAGAUGUUUGAUAACAUCGAUAGCAUCAGCCUCACAACCAUUACGCGGACAUUGUCCAAACACAGAGUGCCGAUGAAGCAGCUCUACACUGUUCCCUUUGAGAGGAACAGUGAGAAAGUCAAGGAGCUUCGACGACAAUAUGUCCAGGUAUAG
Messenger RNA from Micropterus salmoides (largemouth bass), 804 nucleotides. RefSeq lists its product as uncharacterized. The record is from RefSeq and is a predicted model, not a curated record. The transcript is spliced from 2 exons. Bases 181 to 804 code for a protein of 207 amino acids. Lineage: Eukaryota; Metazoa; Chordata; Actinopteri; Centrarchiformes; Centrarchidae.